AUGUACUUCUUUAACACUUGCAGAGAUGCAUUGUGGCAGUUAAUAGGAUAUAAGGAGGGCCAUCGACGACGGAUUUCCAGGAAAAAAAAUAAUUCCUCAAGCAUACAGGGAGUCCUGAGAAAACCAAUCACGACUUCCAAGAGAAGCAUAAUUCUUCUUCCUUCUGAAGAGGAAAUAGUCUUCCGUAGACCAACUCGCCCAAGGAAACUUUCCACUAAGAAAAGGUCCUUGAGCGACGAGGUAACUGGCGCUGGUCGCCAGGACCAAGGCGCUGGCCGCCCAACCACAGGCGCUUCAUCGCCACAAGGCGCUGGCCGCCAAACACCAGGCGCUAGUCGCCAAGCAUCGGGCGCUUCGCCGCCUAAAGGCGCUAGUCGCCAAGCAUCGGGCGCUUCGCCGCCUAAAGGCGCUAGUCGCCAAGCAUCGGGCGCUUCGCCGCCUAAAGGCGCUAGUCGCCAAGCAUCGGGCGCUCCGCCGCCUCCAGGCGCUAGACGCCAAACACCAGGCGCUAGUCGCCAAGCAUCGGGCGCUCCGCCGCCUCCAGGCGCUAGUCGCCAAGCAUCAGGCGCUUCGCCGCCUCCAGGCGCUAGUCGUCAAAUACCGACCCCGCAGGGCGCUGGCCGCCAGGAACCAGACAUCUUUCUAGAAAAAGACACCUUCUUGCCGACUAAGAGGACUCGUCCAGGAACGCCAGAGAUCCUCGAGGACCAAAAGAAGAGGAGGAAAAAAUUGUAA
Molecule: messenger RNA, 735 nt
Organism: Vollenhovia emeryi
Lineage: Eukaryota; Metazoa; Arthropoda; Insecta; Hymenoptera; Formicidae
Product: mucin-13-like
Exons: 4
Coding region: 1-735 (244 amino acids)
Source: RefSeq, a predicted model, not a curated record